Messenger RNA from Aegilops tauschii subsp. strangulata, 471 nucleotides. NCBI's taxonomy places the organism in Eukaryota, Viridiplantae, Streptophyta, Magnoliopsida, Poales, Poaceae. The record is from RefSeq and is a predicted model, not a curated record.
AUGGCAAGGAGCCAAGAUGCGGCGGCUGAGGAGAGGAGGGUGGCGGCCGAGGAGAGGAAGGUGACAAUGGAGGAGAAUAAAUUGACCAUGGAGGAGCGAGCAAGAUUAUUGGAAUGGGAGAAGUACUUGUUCUUCAUGGACACAUCUACCAUCGAUGAUAUGCAAAAGGAGUACGUCAAUCUUUCCCGUGAUGAAGUCUUGGUCCAAAAAAGAGCCAUGGCCAUGGGAGGCAUGGGAGCUACCAUGGGAGGCUUCGUAGGCAUGGGAGCUGCCAUGGGAGACUUGAGGACAUCUACGGGAGGCAUGGCUGGCUUCGGAGCUACCAUGGGCGGCACGGGAGGCAUGGGUGGCUUCGGAGCUACCAUGGGAGGCAUGGGAGCACCUACGAGAGACAUGGGUGGCUUUGGAGCUACCAUGGGAGAAUCAUCUUCGGAUGAGGAGGAAGAAGAGGAUGAUGAUGAUGUGGCAUGA